AUGGAUGGUCCAACAAUAAAGCGGGCGCGGAAGGAGGUGACACUGACUCGGAAGACAGAGAGUUGCGGUGAGGAUGAGAAGAACGCGGCCAGCACCAGCUACGCUGCUGCUUCAUGUGCUACAGUGGAAGAGGCAGGGGGCGAUGUGGCCAGUGAGUGCUCCUUCGCCAGCUCCCUUGCAUCCGACAAGGAAACUGAGCUUUUGGCGGAGGGAGAAAAGCUGAGCGGCGCCGCACUAAGAGAAUUUUUGAAGCGCAACUUUAUUGACUACAUAGAGCAGAAGACAGCAUGCAUUCCCGAUGCAGAGGAAAAGGACAUGUGA
Messenger RNA from Trypanosoma rangeli, 321 nucleotides. RefSeq lists its product as uncharacterized. Lineage: Eukaryota; Euglenozoa; Kinetoplastea; Trypanosomatida; Trypanosomatidae. The record is from RefSeq and is a predicted model, not a curated record. The transcript has a single exon. Bases 1 to 321 code for a protein of 106 amino acids.